Molecule: messenger RNA, 1320 nt
Organism: Diaporthe batatas
Lineage: Eukaryota; Fungi; Ascomycota; Sordariomycetes; Diaporthales; Diaporthaceae
Exons: 3
Coding region: 1-1320 (439 amino acids)
Biological process (GO): regulation of cytokinesis; protein phosphorylation; mitotic spindle organization
Cellular component (GO): spindle pole centrosome; spindle microtubule; chromosome passenger complex
Molecular function (GO): ATP binding; protein kinase activity
Source: RefSeq, a predicted model, not a curated record
AUGGCUGCAACCAGAGCACUGGAGACCGGCCUCCAGCGGAUGUCCAUUGCAGAUGAGAACAACCCUGGCGAGGCCGGCCGCAUCUACCAAAAGUCAAAGACUGUCGCCAAUUCUUCCGUACAGCUCUCCCAGUCCAUCAGCAGACCAGGCCUGUUCAAGGUUGCUCUCCAGUCCCAGAACACGAACACGGUCACAACAGUGACUCUGCCUUCCCAGCAGGCUGUGCAAAAGAAGGGCUCAGCAUCGUCAACCGUCUCAACAUUACCUCCCUCGCCCACAAAGAAAAGUGCCCAGUCCACCACCGUCACCCUGCCCUCUCAAACAGCCCAGCGGAAAGCCCAGGCGGCCAGCAGCAACCCCCCCUCGCCGACCAAGAAGCAAAAGUCGAGCUCCGCCAGCUCGAUCGCCUCCCGGAGGUCAGACGAGGCCGAGUCGGAGCAGCAGCAGCAGCAGUCCCAGCAGCUGACCCUGCUGGACGAGCCGCGGAUAUUCCACCUCGGCAUGUUCGAGAUCGGCAAGCCGCUGGGCAAGGGCAAGUUCGGGCGGGUGUACCUGGUCAAGGAGCGCAGCAGCGGCUUCAUCUGCGCCCUCAAGGUCAUGUACAAGUCGGAGCUGCAGCAGGGGUCGGGCGUCGAGAAGCAGGUGCGCCGCGAGAUCGAGAUCCAGAGCAACCUGCGGCACCCCAACAUCCUGCGCCUGUACGGGCACUUCCACGACCCCAAGCGCAUCUUCCUCAUCCUCGAGUAUGCCGGCCAGGGCGAGCUGUACAAGCUCCUGCGCAAGGCGAACCGGUUCCCCGAGUGGAAGGCGGCCCAGUACGUCGCCCAGAUGGCCUCGGCGCUGAGGUACCUGCACCGCAAGCACGUCAUCCACAGGGAUAUCAAGCCUGAGAACAUCCUGGUUGGUAUCCAUGACGAGAUCAAGAUCUCGGACUUCGGCUGGAGUGUUCACGCCCCUAACCACAGGCGGGCUACCCUCUGCGGUACCCUGGAUUACCUCCCUCCCGAGAUGAUCAAGUCCGGAAGCAAGGAUAACUGGUACGACGAGAAGGUUGACCUGUGGAGUCUGGGUGUUUUGACCUACGAGUUCUUGGUUGGCGAGGCGCCCUUUGAGGACACCCCCGUCAUGACCCAGCGACGUAUUGCCCGGGCGGACAUGACCAUCCCAUCCUUCGUCAGCCCUGAGGCUAGGGACCUCAUUAAAAAGUUGCUGGUGCUGGACCCGGAGAAGAGAUUGCCGCUCGAGGAUGUCCACACACACCCUUGGAUCCUUAAGCACUGCGUCAAGGGAGAGCGGGCCACUAACCGGGAGAGUAAAUGA